Messenger RNA from Lagopus leucura (white-tailed ptarmigan), 3459 nucleotides. RefSeq names its product serine/arginine repetitive matrix protein 1-like. The transcript is spliced from 10 exons. The record is from RefSeq and is a predicted model, not a curated record. The coding region runs from base 1988 to 3223 and encodes 411 amino acids. Lineage: Eukaryota; Metazoa; Chordata; Aves; Galliformes; Phasianidae.
ACAGUACAGUGCGUGCGAAACGAGCCUGCGUGCUUUGCUGAAAGACUGUGUAAAUCCAUGAAGGUAAACAGAUUAUGGAGUAAGAUUGCUUGCUUCUUCCUUGCAUUUUCAAGCUUGAGUCAGCAGCAUCAUGGCAGUCAUGAGAUGGAAGCUGCAGCCAGUCAGGAAACUGGCUUUUCCAGGAAAGCUCAGGCUUUUCUGCGCAGCAGGUAACAGUCAUACUUAGGAGCAAGCUGCUGCUAAUGGAUUGCUCCAUUAAUGCACAAAUGCUGUAAUUAAGAGCAGCUCCUGCACAAGACUGGGCACUGAGACCUUUGUGUCUGUGGGUGAUUCUCCAGCAGUUCUGUGUUGGCUGCGCGUGGCUGCUUUGCUUUCCAGGGCCUGGGAGUAGCCGGCAGCACUCUGAUCAGAGUGAUGGUGUCCUGCUCCAGAAUUGAUGUGCUGGAUAUCAGAAGAGGAUUCCUGACCACGUAUGGGAAGUCUCUCUACUCCUUCACGAAGCGGAUGGUGAGACGGGUGGCCAGACCUCCCAGACUCACAUGAGCACCUCAAGACACCUCUGGGAACAUCCCCUGACCCUUCUGGAUGAGUGUAGGACCACUCAGACCCACAUGAGGACUCCCUGGACCCUACCAGACCCUACUGGGACGUCUCCAGAUCAGUCUGGGGACUCCUCAGAGCUCCUGGGCCCACAAUGGGAACUUCCAGAUCCUUCCAGGGUGCCACAGGACCAACCUGGGGACUCCCUUGAACCGGGCUGGGGGUCGCCUUGGCAGCAGGAUGGGCUUCGGUGUGGAAGAAUCUUCCCAGUGCCCACCUCAGAGCUCGAGCUGAAGACAGCAGUGGGAAGAAGGGGCCUUUAGCACAUCCAUGGCACUGAGGAAUCUGGAGGGGAGGGGAAAGCAAACAGAGAAGCAGCAGAUGUUCUGCAGCACGGGAAGGGCUUAAGAGCCCAACUUUGGGCAGUGGUGCUCUGCAAACUGUUGGGAAGCAGCAGGAAAUUCUGCCAGCAGUUCCCUGGGAAGCUCCUUUGGAAGCUCUGGCCACGUUCCUUGUGAUUCCUCCCAUCGAAUGCCUUUCUCUUCCAGAUGGCGUGAGCAGGACCUGUUGUGCAUGAGCUCCCAUCUCUGGGGAGCUCAUCGGUUUGGACGGAGGGGAGAGGCAGGAGCUGAAUGUGAAAACUGCUCAAUUGUCAGCCAGGAAGGACCUCAUUCUUGAAUCAGUGUUUGAUGUCCUCCAAGAGAAUGAGAUCCACGGAUUGAAGAGAGAGGAAAUUCUGCAGUUGACACAGCACGCCAUUGAGAAAAUCAUGGAAAAAUGGCAUCUGGAUGCCCAAGUGGUCUCUGGAAACCAUGGGUGCCACUGUUGAUGCAGCGAGCACAUCUAAGAGUUAUGGUGGGAAAGGCUGGAAGAACCACUGGCUUUCUCCACUCUUUUCUACCACAAAGCCUCCUGCGACGCUCCUGCAGCCCCAUAUUUCUCCUGGCAACUGCUGGGCUUUCCAAGGAUCCCAAGGCCACGUGGUCAUCCGGCUGUCAGAGAAAAUCUGACCCACAGCUUUCACUGUCUGGCACAUCUUCAAGUCUCUCCCUCCGGGGAAGUCAGCCUUGGCGUGUUCUUUUUCACACGGCCUGCCUAAGUGUAACCGCCAUCAUCUCUUGUCUCUGAGGGACUGGAUGAGGACGAAGGUGAAACUCUCCUGGGGUUAUUCAUUUAUGACGUGGAUGGAGAGAUCGCCCACACUUUCCACGCGCAGAACUCCAACUGCUGCGCCCCCACCUGCAUGUGAGAUAUUGAAAAGCAAGGAGAGCACAAACUUCUCAGAGCAUAACUCGUGCCCCCUGCCCCAUGGAUGGCUGAGUGCAGAGCUGUUGAGGAGGUGGAGAAGAGCACUUGCUGAUAGAAGCCAUGGCAGUCAGACACAUAAACUGGAUCAAGCUCUUCCAGCCAGAAGCUGAUGCCAGUGGACUUCCUCUGAAGCACAGCCAUGUGGAAAGCCAGGAGUGUGGCACAGCACCCAAGAGAGCAGUGGCAAGCAGCUCGGAUGUGCCAGAGGACAUCACGGACAUCCAGGGUUUGUUCUCUUGGAUCAAUGACGUGGCAAGAGCUGUUGAGGUCCCCCAUGAGAACCCCAGCAGCUCCGCCCGAGGAUACUUCAUUGCUGAGCUCCCUGACAACCCCAGGGACAGCAGAGAGCUCAGCACAAAGGCUGCCUCUGGGACGCCCACCGACCCUUUCUGGGGGCUUCCACCAUCCCCCGGGUUCCUGCCUGAGCUGCAGUGCGGGGUGUCAGAGCUGCGCCCCAUCGUGCCACCACCAAGUGCCCAGCUCAGCCCACAGCCGGCCAUCCUGGCUGUCAGCGCACCUCCCUCAGCGCAAAGCGCACAGCCCAUCGAGGAGGUGCAGCAAAGGCAGCCCCAGGUGGUUCAGGCAGAAAAGAAGAACAGGGGCAGCACCAAGCGGGGGGGCCAAGCACCCUGCGCCUGCCCGCACCCCCCAGAAAGGGGAGAGCUCCCAGCAGGAGCAGCCCACCAGCAGCGCCCCAGCCAAGAAAAGGAAGCUGCCACUGCAGAGAGAAAGAACAGUGAGAAAAGGCCGCAAACACCUGUGCCAAGGGAAGCUGUCUGGGGCCGGCGCAGGAGCCAGCAGCAGCGGGCAAGUGGGCACUGCCAGCGAGCUGCAUGUGUACCUGUGUGAAUACAUCCAGGCCGUGCACCUGCUGGGGCAGAGGGUGACUGCGGUGGGGCCACUGCGCCGGCCACCCUCUCUGCAGCCCCAGCCUACGGCUGGCAUUGGCCCCGCUGCUCCCCGGCCCCAACCUGGCAGCACAAACCAGGUGGCGCCGGCACCUCCAGGCAGCACGGAACGAGAGGAGGGCACUGCCAAGAAAAUGGCGCCGAGCUGCCCGCACCUGUCCUUGCGGAGGAGCUCACCGCUGCAGAGGGACCCACUGUCACAGCAGCACAAACCACAGCCUCAGCCAUGGCACCCCAUGGACUUUGUGCCCUGCAUGGGGCCCUGGGCAGGUGGCAGUGCGGCACCCACAGCGCUGGAGGAGUCGCUGCCCAUCACAGUCGAGCAGCGGCCCGAGCGGGUGCACAUGAAGAAGCUGGCCCAGGAAGAGUGGCAGCGGGUGGCCCGGCAGAUGAAGAUCAGCCCCGUGCAGUUCCUGGUGCAGCGGGAGAUAGACAUGGCCAUCGCCGACCAGUAUGGCUACCCGUAACCCUGCACUCCUCACCGGCCCACAGCACCAGGCAGCAGCGGCAGCAUUCCAGGGGCACCGCCAGCAGCCCCAUCCCUCCCCUCCACAACCGAGCCAUCCUCCCAAGUCCGCAUUGCAGUGGGAUGGGACGUUGUCUGGGCACUCGGCUGUGGUGGGACAGGAAUUGUAGGAUUACUGUCGGUUCUGUUUCUCAUUCUGUUCUCGGAUAGGUUAUUAAAAGCUUUGCAUUCCCUUUC